GUAGAUUCCUCUGAAACCUAACGUUGAACCGAUCUAUACCAAUACAAAUAUAAGGGCAAAGAAAAGCAGACAAGGUAGAGAAUGGCCCAGCUUGAGUCUCGCAAACACAUCUCCCCAGAUUCUGGGUAUCCAAUCACCCUUCAUCCUAUCUUUAACCCCAAGAUCUCUAGCCAUGUCCCUCCUGAUGCGAUUCACGAGCUCCGUGACCCGCCCAAGGACCGGGCAUUGUUCGCUGAUCCUGAAAAAAAGGCACUCUUCUCCGUCGCAAAACGAGUCGAUCUCACCGAAAGCAUUGGUACUGUGUUAGAGAAUAUACAAUUAUCCCAGCUGACUAGGCAACAACUCGAUGAAUUGGCCCUCUUGGUGACGGAACGUGGGGUUAUUUUUUUCCGGGACCAGGAUUUGACAACCGAUGGUCAAGUGGACUUGUUUCAGCAUUACGGCAUUUUGGAUAAGCAUCCUGCCCAGAAGGAUCAAAAGUUUGUUACCAUUAAAGGAAGCCGGGAAGAUCAUCGCGAGAUUGCGACAUUUACCCCCUGGCCCAGUGGCGAGUUCCAUGCCGAUACUUCCUUCGAGAUCAACCCUCCUUCCUAUUCAAUGCUUCGAAUGGAGGAGCAUCCUGAUCUUGGCGGUGACACUGCUUGGGUCUCACAAUAUGGCCUCUAUGAUGCUUUGAGCGACGCCUACAAGAAGUUCUUGGAUGGCCUACAUGCAGUUCAUACUUCUCGCUUACAAUAUGACACGAUUUUGGACCUCUGGGGUGUCGGACCCAACCGCCCUCCUAUCGAUACUCAUCAUCCUGCCGUCCGUACGCACCCUGUCACGGGGCUAAAAGCAUUGAAUGUAAAUCCGGGUUUCGUAACGGGUUUUGCAGAGCUUAAAAAACUUGAAUCUGACAAAAACUUGGAUUUCUUAUCCCACCAUAUCCAUGCCGCAGAUGACCACUACGUGCGAUGGAAAUGGGGGGUGGGUAGCGUCGCUAUGUGGGAUAAUCGAUGCACUGCGCACCGUGUAAUUCCAGGGUCAUAUGAAGCAACUCGGCAUGGAGUUCGCACUACCGUAUUUGGAGAGAAACCAUAUUUCGAUCCUGCAAGCGAGGGCCGCCUACAACGACAAUUGAGACUCAGAAACAUAAGAGAAGAGGAAGGUCAAGACCAUUUCAAUAUCGAUGCCAAGAAACCAAAUUCAAAUCUUGUGUAGUUUUAUCAUUUCAUUUGUCGUUCAGAUUUAUUGUCUGUAUUGAAUAUUGAAGUAACUGGGGCAGCAAAUAUAAGUAGUUGCUGUUCGCCGUAAAACCAUACAUAUUCUGUCUCGCAAGCUCAGAAUUUUAUAUAAAACUUUAGUUAUUGUAAAUUAUAAACCAGCAUGCGCGCUUAAAUGAAUAGCAAUCACUAGUCUAUCAGCACUCUUAACCGUAGAACGAGCUCAAUGUAAGGCAUGAACAAGAUGCUAGUGUAGGUGAUAUUCCGAUUUCGGAUAGUUAUCACAAGACUUAACCAUAGCUGAUUCAAAGACGAAUUCAAAGAUAGGCAUUUGCACCAUGGACAAAAGUUGGCAUAACUGUGUGAUUU
Molecule: messenger RNA, 1571 nt
Organism: Talaromyces proteolyticus
Lineage: Eukaryota; Fungi; Ascomycota; Eurotiomycetes; Eurotiales; Trichocomaceae
Product: alpha-ketoglutarate-dependent sulfonate dioxygenase
Exons: 11
Coding region: 82-1200 (372 amino acids)
Cellular component (GO): cytoplasm
Molecular function (GO): 2-oxoglutarate-dependent dioxygenase activity
Source: RefSeq, a predicted model, not a curated record